Molecule: messenger RNA, 1089 nt
Organism: Rhinocladiella mackenziei CBS 650.93
Lineage: Eukaryota; Fungi; Ascomycota; Eurotiomycetes; Chaetothyriales; Herpotrichiellaceae
Exons: 1
Coding region: 1-1089 (362 amino acids)
Cellular component (GO): intracellular membrane-bounded organelle
Molecular function (GO): phosphatidylinositol binding
Source: RefSeq, a predicted model, not a curated record
AUGGCGCCACAAGUUGAAAUCUCCUUACCCAAUACGACCGUCUCGGGCACCUCCAAGCCCUACACAAUCUACAACAUCACAUUACGGCUGCCUUUACGUUCAUUCACGGUUCAGAAACGAUACUCCGAUUUCCUCGCCCUACACAAUGGACUAACUGAUCAAGUGGGAUCGCCGCCUCCUGUCUCCCUCCCGGCUAAAUCCUGGUUCUCAAAGACCAUUUCAAAUCCAGAGCUGACAGAAGAACGGCGGCGAGGCUUAGAAACAUAUCUCAAGACCAUCAACGAAAUAGACGAUCCGAGAUGGCGUAUGACAAGCGUGUGGAGAACCUUUCUCAACCUGCCUAGCUCUUUCGCGAACCAUACAUCGAAUAAAGCUGGUGCUCUGCACUCAGCUAUAUCAGGGCCGGCGGGGGGCGGCGCACCCAUCACAGAUCCUGUGGUCUGGCUCGAUUGUCAUCGAGAUCUGAAGGGACAACUUCAUGAUGCACGCCUGAACUUAACGAAUCGUGAUCAAGCUACGACGCUACAGAAACAACACGAAGCCAGUGCCGCAGCAAAGAGUUGUCUUGUCAAGGCGGGUUCGAUGAUCACGGCACUAGAAGAAGGACUGACAAAUAUACAAAAAGUGGCAGACAGUGGGUGGGGAGGGCAAAAGCUCGGAGAGGGUGAAAUAAGGAGAAGGAAAGAUUUGAUAGCUUCAGCGAAAAAGGAUAGAGAUGGCCUGGAAAACCUACUGAACGCCAUGGCCACCAAAUCGAAGCUGGACAGUGCUGUCGCAUCCAUGCAGGAGACCCAGAAUCUUAUCUCCACAAGACCCAAAGUUGGAGGGAGAAUACUCGGAAAAGAGACUGCAGAGACAAGAGAACUGGACAAUCAAGGAGUAUUGCAACUGCAGAAACAAAAGAUGGCUGAGCAAGACCUGAACGUUGAAGAAUUGCGAAAGAUUGUCCAGAGGCAGAAGGAAUUGGGUAUCGCCAUAAACCAGGAACUUGAAAUCCAGAACGAGAUGCUGAGAAUGGUUGAUGACGAUGUUGAUCGUGUUAAGGGAAAGAUCGAUAUAGCAAAGAGAAGGGUUGGAAAGAUAUCUUAG